AUGGGGGAUCAGGAGAGCGCAGAUCAGGACAACCCAGACUUUACCGCAGGGCCGUUCGUAGCUCGCAGAAAUCCUACGGGGGAUAUCGAGUCACUGUUAGACUCGCUGUAUCUUCAGGAUGGAGACGUCAGUCUGAAUGGAGAUGACAGAAUAGAACGGGCUCACUCACAGGACAGAGUUAAUGAGGAAAAUUCCGACCAUACUAGUCAGAAUGGGGAGGAGGCUUUGGGAGCUCUUGGGAGAGGGCUGUUGGAGCCUCUUACUCCUGUAGUGGUGCAGAGGGAGAAUAGAGUGGACAUUUCCCAAACUGACUGGGACAGUAUGCAGAACAGAAUGAGGGUUUUGGAAUGUCACCUAGGAGCUCUGGAGACUACUCACAGAGAGUCUGUGUCUAGUUCUCUCAACAGAGAAGCAUCCUUUAGGGAGAGUGUUGAAAGGGCUUUGGCAAAAAUGGAACAGGAAUUCCAGGACAAGAUAGAGGUGUUAGAGAAGAACAUGGUUAGCUGUUUAAAGAGGAGGGAUGAGAAGUGGCAAAGAGAGAUUAGUACUUUGCGUCCCACUAGUACCCCUAUUAAUCAGAGAACCAUUGCUGUAUCCACUGACAUGGGUGGUCCCCCUCCCCUUAAUGCCACCUUUAGUAUGCCUGGUGUAUCCCCGUUCUACUUCAAGCCUCCAGUCCGUUUGGAUUUCCCCACAUUUGGACCUAGUUGUGAAACCGCGGACGUGUUGAGUUUUGUGGAACAAGCAGAGAACUUUUUGGAGUUACGCCCACUCUCGGUACCAGAACUGAUGGGGACAUUAUCCUCCGUGUUGAGGGGACCUGCGCUAAGCUGGUGGAAAGCUGCAAAAGGCCAGGUGCUUGAUUGGAGUAUGUUUAAAGAGACAUUUUUGAACGCAUUCCUUCCCACGGACUAUAUGGCGGAAGUGGAGGAAAAGCUGAGGGAGCUGGUGCAGCAGCCCGACCAACGUCUGCGGGACUUCGCUUAUGAUUACCAGGCCCUGUGUCUCAAAUGGAAACCGGAUAUGCCCGAGGAAGAAAUCGUGAGACGCAUACUUAACAACACAAAUCCAAAAGUAGCGGGGUGUUUGAGAGGAACUGUCCAUACGGUCACAGACCUGGUGAAAGUGGGGUCCAUGGUGGAGAAAGACUGUGGUAGCGCUAAAGGCUAUUGGCAGAAAGUGCAUGCCUCCACCGAGGGAACUGGGAAAAGGGCCCUAGAAAAAAGAGGCGGGAAUAAAUUCAAUGCAGUUGUCACCCAACCUCCACCGCCCCAAAUGCCGAGAGCAGAGCUGCUGUUGGUUCCUCUUACCAUAUGCAAUGUCCAGGGAGUAGCUGUGGUGGAUACCGGAAGUACCUACACGCUCAUGCGAGAGGGUCUAUGGAGGAACCUCCAUGGCACCUCAAGAGACUUGAUUCCAUCAGAGGACCAGAGGUUUGUCAUGGCGGAUGGAACCGCGCAUGUUGCCCUGGGAAAACAACGCUUCGGACUGGACUGGCAUGGUCGAAAGCUGAGUGUCGAGGCGCAUGUUAUGGACGACAGACAUCUCGCUUUUCCCAUGAUAAUCGGACUGGAUUUUCUGACUGAUGCUGGGGUUAUCCUAGACCUGGCUAAACGCGUUUAUGGAUUACAAACAGCAAAUGGUUAUGUUUUCCAUCCCUUCCUUCUGCCGCCCACAAGACCGGGUCCAUGGACGAGAACUGUUCCGAGGGUGCAUUUAUAUUACGCACCCCAACCGGGCAGAUUCCUGCCAUGCUGGACCUCGUAUCCGCUCAUGAUGAACUCUGUCUCUGUCGACCAGCCCAAUGAACUUUCUCAACUCAUUAAUGGCCUGGCCCACAGUGACUUCCAGUGUGCUCGGCAAGACCACAGUGGAAAAACACACAAUUUACACCCAGGACGAGGUGCCAGUUAA
Messenger RNA from Knipowitschia caucasica, 1914 nucleotides. The record is from the annotation of a GenBank genome assembly. Lineage: Eukaryota; Metazoa; Chordata; Actinopteri; Gobiiformes; Gobiidae.